This is a messenger RNA of Ostrea edulis (European flat oyster), 6591 nucleotides long. Its product is annotated as cytospin-A-like. The record is from RefSeq and is a predicted model, not a curated record. Gene Ontology annotation, molecular function: protein binding. Gene Ontology annotation, biological process: actin cytoskeleton organization. Lineage: Eukaryota; Metazoa; Mollusca; Bivalvia; Ostreida; Ostreidae. Gene Ontology annotation, cellular component: filamentous actin; microtubule organizing center. The transcript has 7 exons. The coding region runs from base 59 to 3337 and encodes 1092 amino acids.
AGUAUUGCGCAUUACACCGGAAAUUCAUUUAAAAUUGGUCGACCGAAGAAAAGGGCCGAUGGUACAUGAUCUCGUUUAUUUGAAUGGGAAUUCCCUUGAUGAUAAAGGAGGAUACAUUUUCUACCAUGAGAAGAUGAAGAGACAAGAGCGGACCUCUACGCCUGUGAAGGCAGUGACUGCCUUCCACAUGAAGGAGUCCAAGUCAGAAAAUUCGGGCUUGAGUUAUCAUCAGAAGGGAGCUCUGGUCCCAAAGCCGGCAGCAUCACCUCUGGGGAAAACGUACCUGAGCAAAAGCCAUGAAAACCUGUCCAGUCACCAAAAAAAGAAACUUGCUACACGGAUCGAUAAUCCACACCGACCAAAGUCAAGCUUGGGAAUCACAAAAGGAAGCUCAAGCAAUAAGGAGAAUAUGAUAAUUAAAGACAGAGAUGGUGUGUUUUUAAAACCCAAGCCAGUGAAAUCUGGAGGGGCAUCUACAAUUCGCAAAGCUUCUAGUACACAACAGCUGGACAAGACUGGUUCAACUACGCCAAGGAGUACAAGUGCAAAAAGUUCAGCAAUGAAACGUGCACACAGUUCUCACAAUGUGAGCAAGGACAAGUCUUCUAGGAAACGAACUUCUGCUCCUGCAGAUGUCAUGGCUUACAAUGCUGAAUUAUUGGCGAAUUUUGAAAAAGACAAGAAAGAGAAAGAAUCUCGAAUUUCAGAAUUGAUUCAAGUGGCAGAGAAUAGGAAAGCAGAGAUUGAGAAAUACAAAUACGAGACCAAACGUCUGAAAGAACAAAUUCCAACACAUGAUAUCAAAGAUGAACUUGAUUUUUUGAGGAAAGAAAAUACAUUGCUAAGGGAACAGUUACAAGAAUUGGGCUAUCCAGUAGAACAAAUUACAGACUCUGAAAAAUUAACCAUCUUACAGGAAAAGAAUGCAAAGAAACACAUAGAUUCAAGUGAUAGUAUUCCGAAAAGCAAGAGCUAUGAUAGUCUUGACACUGAAGAUGCUCAAGGAGUACGGUCCAUCAGUUGUAAGGGCGAGGGAACGGACAGGCCUGCUUCCAUAGCAGCCUCUGAGCCCAUUAUGUCCCUGACAGAUCAAGAAUUCUCACUGGAGAACAGUCAUUGGGAAAAGGGAAGUAACAAAAGCAGUGAUGCUCUCAGUGAGAUCUCUGUGGCUUGUCUGACUGAGCGUAUCUUACAAAUGGAAGAGACCCACUACAGCACAAAUGAGGAACUCCAGGCAACCUUACAAGAACUAGGUGAUUUACAGCAAAGUGUGAAUGAACUAAAUACAGAAAAUGAAAAACUUUUGGACCAGAAGUAUGUUCUUUUGGAAUCUCUCUGUACUCAGACAGAAAAGCUGGAGCACUGUCGAGUUCAGAUUGAACAGCUGAAAGCUCUGUUGAUCAGUGGCAAUUUUCCAGAACGUUCAGUACGAGAGCAACAGUUGUUGGAGUUGUUAAAAGGUGCUCAGGAUGAAAGGGAAGAAUUCUUGUGUAAGCAAACGGAACUCGUGAACACAUUAAAUGCCAGGGAGAAUGAGUGUAGGGAACUGGGUGAGUUGUAUGACGUCACUAAAGAGAAACUCCAAUUAUUAGAAGACAAAUUAAAUUCGUUGAAGUCAGAAAAGGAAAAUUGUAACGAAACCAUAUUGGAUCAAAAGAAAAUCAUUGACAAUGAAAAAAUUGAAAUGGACCAUUUGAAAACUUUAUUAGAAAAUGAAAAAUCCAAAGUUCAGGAAUUAGAGCAGUACUGCAAAGCAGCAGACAGCCAUUCUGAAUUGGAAGAACUUCUUCACAACACAAGACAAGAAAAGGACAAACUGGAAAGUAAAUUAGCAGACAUGAAGGAAAGUCUUCAACAUGCGCAGUGUGAACUAGGGAGAGUGAAAGAAACACUGACUGUCAAGGAGGAGGAACUAAAAGUCUGCAAGAACAAUGCUAAGACUCAAGUCCAGGACUUGAAAUACCGGUUAGAAAAACUAGAGAAAGGCAAAACAGACAGUUCAUCAGAACUCGGCAACAUGCGGGAACAUAUUGAGCAACUCAAGCAUGACUGUAAUAAACAUGUGGAGGAGAAGAACGAGUAUCUGAGCCAGUUAAGUGAGGCUCAGGAGAAGACUCUGUCUCUGCAGCAGGAGAGGGUGACUAUGGAGGCAGAGAUUCUGGAGCUGAAGAGUCGUCACACUGAGGAGUCUGAGGAGUGGAAGCAGUUCCAGAAGGAUCUGCAGGUGGCUGUUCUUGUGGCCAAUAACUUCAGAGCAGAAACACAGGAGGACAUGGAAAGGGUUCAACAGGAGAACUCUACAUACAAAGAAAAAUGUCGAGUGCUGACAGAGGAAAACAAGAAGUUGAUGGAUGAAGUUGACAGACUAAAACUCCACAGAAGCACAGAAGGAACUCCAAAAUCCAUAUUAUCGUCUGCUGAACUCAAAGGCAAGAUGUUGAAUUCUGUGGGUAAGGAGUUGGCUAAUCUGAGAGACAAACGCUCAGACCCUAAGACACAAAGCCAAUCUGUGAAAUCCUUAAUUCGUUCCAUUGAGGAACAGGUCAAAAGUGGCUGUUCCUCAAUUCAUUCCAGUACUUGCAAUUCAAGAAGAAAUUCAGACUGUUCCAUGGAUGAGGCAGUGCAAGGAAUGCCAUGUCUUCAUAACAUUGUUAAAUCUCCAAGUUCUCCCAUCUCCGAAAAUCCAUCUGUUUUCUCUUCCACCACGUCCCCAGAGGUGGCCUUGCGAUCAGUGCUCAAGAAACAGGUUGAGAAACCUUCACCUCUAAGACAUUCCGUAGGAUCUCUGACUUUUGACCCACCUCGAUCUCCGCUAGAUUCUUCACCAAAAUCUGCACCACCUGUGGUUAAAAACGAUUCUUCUCCUCUGAUGUCUUCCAUAUUGUCCAGGAGUUCACCAAGAAGAAGUAGUGUUGUUAAUAUGGAACCCGAGAGAAAGGAAUCAGGAACAAAGGAUCCCUUAGCCAUUUUGGCAAAACAAAUGGGUGGAUCUAAGCGUAAUGCUCUGCUGAAGUGGUGUCAGCAAAAGACUGUCAAAUACAGUAAUGUUGACAUCACCAACUUCAGUAGCAGCUGGAAUGAUGGUCUGGCCUUCUGUGCCUUGCUUCAUAGUUACCUGCCUGAUAAAAUUUGUUUUUCUGAGUUGAACACAGAGGACAAGAGGAAGAAUUUUACUCUUGCUUUUGAGGCUGCUGAGAGUGUUGGCAUUUCAUCAUCCAUUCUGAACAUUGGAGAUAUGGUUGCCAUGGAGCGUCCCGACUGGCAGGCAGUGAUGGCAUAUGUAACAUCCAUCUACAAACACUUUGAGCACGACGCAAAAACUCCAGAACGCACUUAAAAAAAUUACAGCACACUUCAAAAACAGUUGUCACAUGUCCAGUCAAUGAAGUCCAUUUUUCGAAUUUCUAUCAAUUGUACGUGGAUUUGUUCACUGCUUAGCUUUUUAUCUCACUGGUCCAUAGGACCAUUAAAAAUGCAAAGUUACUGGUCCUGUACCAGAUUUGUCUGCCCUUCUGGUGAUUCAAGAUUAAGUGUAAAAUACAUUUCUAAUGUUUUUGCCUUUGAUAUAUUUAUAAAUUGUAAUGAUAGCCAUUCCUCAUGAAUGUGCUGCAGUUGAGAACAAUGUACAUCUUGAUAAAUACAGUUCAUCUAUUUUUAUGGCUUGGAAUUCCAACAGAAAUGAAAGUAGAAUGUGAAUAUAAAAAAUCACAAUUUCUUUUAUGAAAAUAAUGAGGGUAUGAGCUGCAUUACUUCAUGCUGGCAUACUUAGAGCAAAAUGGAUUUUAUGCUUUACAACAUAAAUUUAUUAUUAUUUAUUAUUAUUAUUACUUCAUGAAGUGUGUUAGCACUUCAUGAAAAGUAUGCCAGCGUGAAACGAUGCAGUUAAGACCCUCAUGCAUUUUCAAAAAAUGAGAUGACGUAACUUUUAGUAUUAAUAGAUAUUAAAAUGUUUAUAAAUUAUUUUCAUUUAUUCAGAAACAAUAGACAGUCAUAAAGCAGGGCUAUAAUCAAAGAAAUCAGUCAUUCCAACUUCUUUUGAUAAAUUUUCCACAACUUCUGUAACAUCAAGACUCUUCAUAUCUCACAUCGUAAAGGACAUGGUUGGGAUGAAGGGCUCCUACCUUGUUCAUAAAAAAUUUCCUAAUUAAAUUGGAAAUUUAUAUGAAAUUUUAUUUCAUAACCUGAUCUAAUAUGGGGGAAGGUCUUGUUUUUUCAAAAACCAAACAUGAUUUAAACUGGCACAAUGGACAGACUAUGUUUUAAAUUUAUCAGUCCUCCAGAUUUUUGUCCUCAGUCCAAUAGACAGGCGUUAAGGUUGAACACUGAUACCGAAGGUUGUCCAUCAGACAGUUUGUUGGAAAACUCCGUAAAAUAUUUUCUAUUCCUUAUUAUUUCUAUAGCACUUUAUAUAAAUGUUAAAAUAGAAUUUCUAGUUUUUAAAUGGAUUUCAAAACAUUUUCUUUUUAUACACCAUAAUUAUUUUCCUAUCGUCUUUUGGCUCAUUCCACACUAUAUUUUUUGUAAGAGUGAUUAUUCUUGAGAUUUUUUAUUUGCAUAAUACUGUUGUAAAGGGACCAACUUGUUGACAGAAUUGCAUGUAAGUUGUAUGUUUUCUCUAACUGUCUCAAAUACUUCUUGAGAUUGAAACCAGCUGAAAUUUUGUGUUAUAGAAUUGUUGAAAUAGAAUUCUUGUUACUUUUUUUACUAUACUUGUACUAUUGAUUUCCGACUCAUUAAUUGCUUGUUUGGUACUUUAGUUACUAUAGAGUAGAAAUGUGAAAUUUUACAGCCCCGUGAUUCUAUGUUGACAUCCAUUUAACUAGUUUUUUAGUUCCCACUUAAAUCGAUAUUGUAAGAUUUGGCAUUUUUUGAAAUUUUACUUCCCAUAGAGUUGCAGUUUUGACAUGAUGCCAAGUAUUUUGUAGUAGUCUUUCCUGCUUCUCUUAUCUUCACCCGUUACAAUUGAUACUCUACAGUUAUGAGCCAAUCCAAUCCAUCCAGUGUUUGUUAUGUGCCACUUCCAAGUUGGAUUUGAUUUUUACUUGCCUUAGCUUUACCAUUUGGGCUUUGCAAGUAGUACAUGUAUAUGGUAUGGAUAUGAAUCUUCAAAGAAUGGCCCAGCUCAAGACAGAAAAAACAUACUUGGUAAAGAUUCUUGUUUUUGCAUGUAACAGAUAGACUUUCUCAUUCUUAAUGUAGCCUUAUAGUAGAUUUAUCACAAAUGUCACAGACUAUGCUUUUCUGGAAACAGUUGGACUAUAAUAGUUUGUACUGCUCAGUAAUAUAAGGUGGUUUUGGUCAUUUGUGUGUACCCAGUAAGCAUUUUGUUGAAAUUACAUAACCCUGCAUUCAUUUCAAAACACCUGUGUUGACCAAGUACUUUAGUCCCAUUGUAUAAUGUUAUUGAUGUUUGUAAAUCUCAAAGAAUGUAUUUUCAGUAUUAUUUUCAUAUGACUGGUAUUUAUAAGUAUUACUGUAAAUAGUAAUAGAUUUUAACCAAUUGCACAUUAAUAUUAAUUAACUACAUUGUAUGCCAUUUACAUUUAUGGCACAAUAUUUCGGCAAAAUUUUGAAAUCCGUAUUCAUUUUGUUGAUCCAGACUGUUUGACCUUUGUUUAAAGUUCAAGCACCAAGUUUUAUCAUACAACUGUUGGAUGCUACAAUGGCUCAUUAAUAUUCAACAUAAUUCUACAUUCAUUUCAUACAAUCAUCAUGACCAUAAUUACAUAGUAGUUUGCUCCAAGUCCAACAAUAUCCAACUUAUAUCCUUUGAUUUUACCCAUGUUUAGUUGAUUUGGUUGUAUGAGUGGGGUUUUUUUUUUUUUUUUUUUUACUCAAACCAGUUUGGAAAAAGCAAGCUAAUGCUAUAUAUUCAAAUUAUAUUGUUAUGUACAUAUAAGUGGCUGAUAUACAAGAAGUUGAAGAAAUAUUGAAUAUUGUAAAUCAAGAUUAUGUAGUUAAUCACACUUACACAGAGAAAUACUUCAUUUCUAAUAACUGGUACAUUUUUCAUUGUAUAUGCAUCAUGUUUACGCAACGUUCUUUGAUCUCAUUAGAAAUUUUGUUUUUGUAUGCAAGAUGAUAACAAUUGAUGACAUUGAGACCGAAUUUGUAAACAAUAAAUGCUAAUGUUAUGGAAAGGGUUUAAAGGACUACUGAAGAAAUAGACACCAGCACAAUAUCGGGGGGGGGGGGGGGGGGGGGGGUUACACCAACAAAAUUAGUUAAUUUUUCUUUUGGAAUGGCAACCCGAAUUAGAAAUAAUUUUCAAAUAUAACUCAGUAGCUAUAUUAAAACAAUAUUGCAUUGUGUUUGUGAUGUUAUGCAUCAUGAAUUUGUAUAGAAUGGGUAUCUCUUCCAUGUAAGUCUUUGAGAAUGUAUAAUUGCAGAGAUGUGUAGUUACAUAGGUGUGUUAUUACAUCAUUGUGUAAUUAGAGGUAUAGUUACACAUUUGUGUAGUCACAUAGCUGUGUAAUCACAGUGUUGUGAAGUUAGAGUUGACAAAGCAACAUGUUUAUAUAUGGAGUCUAGUCAUUGUAAAGGUUAUGUACUUUGUUUGCAUAAUUUGCUAAUAAAUAAUCUUGUUUUUAA